AUGGCUAGCAACUGUGCCGCAAGACUCAUUGUCUUCAUCGGUGUCUUUUUUGUUCUCGCUUUUUUUCCAAACACGGGGGUAAAUGCCAAAGUUGAGUCAAACAGUGAAGCAACAGUGAAAGAAAAUAUUGGAAGAAUUAAGACCAGUUCGAAAACAGAUGAGGAAGUUAUUCAGAGGCUGGAAGAAGCAAUUAAAUUGGAUGGGCUCUCUGUUGCAGAGAUGAAAGAGUUAAGAAUUCGGGCUGAGAAACACAGUUUUCAGGCUGAAGUAAAUCGUAUGAUGAAACUGAUUAUUAACUCUUUAUAUAAAAAUAAAGAGAUUUUCCUUCGUGAGUUGAUAUCAAAUGCUUCGGACGCACUGGACAAAAUUCGGUUGUUAUCAUUGACGGAUCCAUCGGUUCUUUCUGCUACUGAUGAACUUUCAGUUCGGAUUAAGGCAGAUCCAGAAAAUCACAUAUUGCAUGUGACGGAUACUGGCAUUGGAAUGACAAAAACAGACUUAAUCAAUAAUUUGGGUACAAUUGCGCGGUCAGGAACAUCAGAGUUUUUGUCAAAGCUGUUGGAUUCUUCUACAUCAUUAGAACAACAACAGGACAUGAUCGGACAGUUCGGUGUCGGUUUCUACUCUUCCUAUCUUGUUGCAGAUCGUGUUGUCGUAACUUCGAAACAUAAUGAUGAUGAUCAGUACGUUUGGGAAUCUGACAGUUCUUCGUUUAUAGUUGCAAAAGAUCCUCGGGGUGCAACUCUUAAGCGUGGCACACAAGUUACAUUGCAUCUGAAGGAAGAGGCUUAUGACUUCUUAGAAGCCGAUACAUUGAAGAACUUGGUGGAAAAGUAUAGUCAAUUCAUCAAUUUUAAUAUCUACUUGUGGCAGUCCAAGACAGAAUCAGUUGAUGAACCCAUUGAAGAAGUAGAAAAAGUAAAUGACGAAAAGACUGAAGAUGCUGAUGGUAAAGUUGAAGAGGACAAAAUAGAACAGAAAACCAAAAAAGUCGAAAAAACAACGUGGGAUUGGGAAAAAAUCAACAACGUUAAGCCCAUAUGGAUGCGAAAGAAUGAUGAUGUUGAAGCGGAAGAAUACACAGAGUUUUACAAGAGCAUUACUAAGGAUCACGAAAAUCCUCUUGCCUAUGUACAUUUUACGGCUGAAGGGGAGGUUACCUUCAAAUCUAUUCUCUAUGUUCCUCGACAUAGUCCAUUCGACAUGUUUCAGAAUUAUGGAAAGGGUACAGACAAUAUCAAACUGUAUGUGCGUCGUGUUUUCAUCACUGAUGAUUUUCAUGAUAUUAUGCCGAAAUAUUUAUCUUUCAUCCGUGGUAUAGUAGAUUCGGAUGAUUUACCAUUAAAUGUUUCCCGUGAAACCCUCCAACAGCAUAAACUUUUGAAGGUCAUCAGGAAGAAGCUUGUCAGGAAAGUACUGGAUAUGUUCAAGAAGAUGGAACCUAGUGAUUUUGAAGAUUUUUGGAAAGAAUACAGCACAAAUAUCAAGCUGGGCAUCAUGGAAGAUCCCACAAAUAGAACACGUCUUGCAAAGCUCCUGCGUUUCUAUUCUUCCAAUGGAAAAGGCAAAAUGACUUCACUUGCUGAAUAUGUGAGCCGAAUGAAGGAUAAGCAAGAAAUGAUUUUUUAUGUCGCUGGAAAUUCACGAGAAGAGGUGGAAUCAUCUCCUUUUGUUGAACGUUUAUUGAAGAAGGGAUAUGAGGUACUGUAUUUGGUGGAAGCUGUGGAUGAAUAUACCAUCCAGUCGAUGCCGGAGUUCGACGGAAAGAAAUUCCAGAAUGCUGCUAAAGAAGGACUGAAAAUUGAUGACGGUGAAAGAAGUAAAGGAAUGCAAGAACAAUUAGAAAAAGAAUUUGAGCCGCUGACGGAUUGGCUCAGAAAUGUGGCUCUGAAGAAUAAGAUUGAGAAAGCACUCGUUUCGCAACGUUUGGUACAAUCACCAUGUGCACUAAUCGCAUCUUCUUACGGUUGGUCAGGUAACAUGGAACGGAUCAUGAAAUCUCAAGCGCAUUCGAAAUCUUACGACCCAACUCAGGAGUUUUACGCAAGUCAGAAGAAAAUAUUCGAAAUUAACCCACGCCAUCCUGUUAUCAAGGAAUUACUGCGUCGCGUGAAGUCUGGCGAAAGCAGUGAGAAAGCUACUGAUACAGCUGUACUACUGUUUGAAACGGCUACAUUACGGUCCGGUUUCACUCUGAAUGAUCAGAUUGGAUUUGCUGAACGAGUUGAGCAGAUUCUGCGCCGAACGAUAGACGUAUCAUUGGAUGAGCCAGUAGAAGAAGAGCCUGAAAUUGAGGAAGAGGACAAAGACAAAGAGUAUGUCGAGGAAAAAGAUGAAACAAAGGAUGAGACAGAGCAUUCAGAACUCUGA
Molecule: messenger RNA, 2370 nt
Organism: Brugia malayi
Lineage: Eukaryota; Metazoa; Nematoda; Chromadorea; Rhabditida; Onchocercidae
Gene: Bma-enpl-1
Exons: 15
Coding region: 1-2370 (789 amino acids)
Biological process (GO): protein folding
Molecular function (GO): ATP-dependent protein folding chaperone; ATP binding; ATP hydrolysis activity
Source: RefSeq, a predicted model, not a curated record